Molecule: messenger RNA, 1115 nt
Organism: Penicillium salamii
Lineage: Eukaryota; Fungi; Ascomycota; Eurotiomycetes; Eurotiales; Aspergillaceae
Source: the annotation of a GenBank genome assembly
AUGACGGAUCUUUCAGUACCCCAUAACAUGAUAGCUCACCUGCCGUCAAAUGGUCUUAUUGGAAUUACCUGGGGAGGAGCAAGCCUGGCUAUUGUUUUCAUAUGUGCUCGCUUAGUGGUGCGCGUCAAGUACAUGAAACGUUUACUUGCUGACGACUAUUUCAUGCUCUUUGCGUUGGUACUUCUUGUCGCCAAUGCCAUCCUCCAUACAUUGCAGACGCCACAUCUUUACUAUUUAGGGCUUCAUCCGACGGGUGCCGAAAUCGAGUACCAUGUACUACAUUAUCUGUGUUAUGAAUUUGCGAUCAGUGGAAUAUUUUGGACAAUUUUAUGGAGCGUCAAGGGAUCAUUCCUAGCAUUGUUCUGGAUGGUAUCCGAUGGUUUACCGGUAUAUCGCCGGGCAUGGUGGGCUGUCGUGGUCUUCGCAUGUCUCGCUUAUCUUGGUUGUUGGGUUGUAUUGGUAUACACUUGCCAUCCGCCAUCUAGCUACUUCAAAUAUGGUCCUGGUCAAUGUGGAAAGCCAAUCGAUUUCAAAGGGUUUACCAUUGCCAUCUCAUACAGCACAUCUGUGGACAUAGUAACAGACCUUUUAGUAAUGUCUCUCCCUUUGCGAAUCAUAUGGGUCGCAAAGAUCAAUGUGAAACAAAAGGUCGGUCUAGCUCUUGUCUUCCUGAUAGGGUUUGCCAUCAUCGCCGCAGCCAUCGUCAGAGCUGUCGAGAUCAGCGGAACCAGUACAUUUUCAGACCCAGGAGCGCUCGCGGUCUGGGUCGUCGUGGGAAGUCUUCCUCCAUUCCGAGCCAUCAUAUCCCCGCCAAUGAGUGGGGUUGGGUCACCGUACGGUUCCUCCGGCGUCCGGGCCAAUUCGUACGAUCGAAAUAAUUCAGUCCACGGAAAAGGUCCUUCAAUACCGGUGGGGUGGGGCGAUAGCCCCCUUGCCCAUAGCUACAGGAUAUAUCAUAAUCAAGAUGAUGUGAUAAGAUCACAAGAUGUGCAGAGCACAGAAGAUCAUUCGGCUUGGCCGUUGGAUAGGGUGUAUCCAACCUUGUCCAGGGAACUUCUCGCGAGGAAGAUCAAAGUGGAGCAGGAUUUUGUGAGUUUUAGCCUUUGAGGCCCCGG